This is a messenger RNA of Geodia barretti, 813 nucleotides long. Lineage: Eukaryota; Metazoa; Porifera; Demospongiae; Tetractinellida; Geodiidae. The record is from the annotation of a GenBank genome assembly.
CUGGCCUCUGACGGGCGUCUUUCCCCGACUGAACUGGUUAAUCUGAUAGCCAGCAAGGGAGUAAAGGUGGCUGCCAUUUCAGACCAUGAUACUACCGAAGGUAUCAAAGAGGCGGUUCGUGCCGCCCAGGCUCAUGAUGGGCUGGAAAUCAUUCCUGCGAUCGAGCUGAGCACCGAUAUUCCCGGCGAUGAGAUACACAUGCUUGGAUACUUUCUCCAGUACGAAGAUGACGAGUUCCAGGCAAUCCUGCGGCGCUUCCGGGAAGGCAGGGUUGAGCGGGGUCGGAUGAUGGUUGAGAAGUUGGCAUCAUUAGGCAAACCGGUUGACUGGGAAAGAGUGCAAGAAAUAGCUGGCGAUGGGUCAGUGGGGCGACCUCAUAUAGCUCUUGCCAUGGUAGAGGCGGGAUAUUUUGAGGAACCUAAGGAGGCCUUUUACGAGUAUCUUGGACGUAAUGGUCUGGCCUAUGCAGAACGACAGAAAAUGACUCCGGAAGAAGGUGUGGAAAUGUUGGCCAAAGUGGGUGGACCCGCAGUGCUGGCACAUCCUGCCAACUUAGAAGAUCUGGAUACCAAGGUGGCACAACUGAAAGAAGCGGGUUUAGUUGGAAUGGAAGUCCACUAUUCUAUGUACUCCCAGGAAACCAUUCAAAGACUGCUGGCGGUUGCCCAGCGCCAUGACCUGAUUCCUUGUGGGGGCAGCGACUACCACGGAUUGGGCAAUACCGGGGAGUUGGAGCCAGGCCUCCUAGGACCCCCAGUAGAAUCGGUUGAGCGCUUGGCCGACGUAGCCCGAAACCUGGCAAGGAAUAGAUAG